GUUCCAACUAAAAUUCAAUUGUUCCAACAUUGACUCUGCAUUUUCCUAGUUAAUGACCAGCUCUGCAACAUGACCAAAAGUUGAGGAAAUUCCAAGGCUUCAAUCAAACGCAUUGUUAUAAUGAUAAAUAACAUUCCAUAUAUUGAAAAAUUCAAGGCUUUGACAUUUUUAUAUUUCAUUGAGACAACAACAUAAUUUCAUGCUAUCUCAUACCUUAGGUUAAAUUCCCCAAAAUUCCACAAUUAUUUUACAACCACCACCAGCUCCUCCCAUUCCCACGGUGGCCUGAAAAACCCUGUGGCUGUUUUCCAGCUUCUCCUUUCUCUGAUAAACUCACAACCAACUGGGAAUAUAGCACUUUACCUUUCCAACCCCUAUUUCUGGAAUUAUGGAGAUAUCUGUGUUAAAGGCGCUCUCUAAAGGCAUAUCCUCAUUUUUGCAUUUAUCAUCUUCUGGAAAAAUAAACUCAGAACUUGUAUCAAACUAUUAUGAGAAGGCAGAGAAGAUGCUGAAUCUUUUGAAACCAAUUGUUGAUGUCACUGUUCAGUCUGGUUUAGCUUCUAAUGAAGAGCUUAGUAAGUUAUUCAAGGAACUUGGUCUGGCUGUUGAUGAGUUGAGGGAGCUUAUCGAGAACUGGCAUAUAUUAUCUAGCAAAUUUUACUUUGUUGUGCAAGUUGAACCCUUGAUAUCAAGAAUUCAGGUUUCAGGGUUCAAUAUCUUAGAGCAGCUGAAGGUUUCGCAGCAACGUCUCCCCGAUGAUUUGGGACCUGAAACUUCAUCUGCCAUUGAAGAAGCCAUUAUUGAACAACUGGAAGGUGCAGGAGCCAGUUCAGAGGUGCUCGCUGAGAUUUCCGAGAACCUUAGCCUGAGGUCUAAUCAAGAGGUUCUAAUUGAGGCUGUGGCCCUUCAAAAGUUGAAAGAGAACGCUGAACAAUCUGAAAAGACCGCAGAAGCUGAAUAUAUUGAUCAAAUGAUCUCUGUUGUAACUCGUAUGCACGAGGAUCUUGUUAUGCUUAAGCAAGCUCAGAGCUCUUUCCCAGUGUCAGUACCAGCUGAUUUUUGCUGUCCUCUCUCUUUGGAGUUGAUGACAGAUCCAGUCAUUGUAGCAUCUGGGCAAACCUAUGAACGGGAUUUCAUCAAGAAAUGGAUCGAUCUCGGGCUAAUUGUUUGUCCAAAGACACUUCAAACUCUGGUUCACACCAACCUAAUACCUAACUACACUGUAAAGGCAUUGAUUGCAAACUGGUGUGAAUCAAACAAUGUGAAGCUUGUUGGCCCCGUUAAGUCCACAAACUUAUAUCAACCUUCUCUCCUUCAUGAGUCUAUGGAGUCUGAUUCAAUCAAGGAAUCACCUGUUAUAACUUCAUCAGGUGGAAUCAACCAAGAGGGAUCAUUGUCAUUGCAUUCCUCGUUAACUUCAGAAGGUUCCUUAAAUGCCAUGAGUAAUGUGCAACAUGCGGGUUCAGAUGAUGGGUCUGACAGCUCAGAUGAAGAGAGUAUGGAUUCAGCUGACCAAUCUUCAAUGUCACCAUCUAGAAGGGAAUCUUCCAAUGCCUCGAGCGCAGAAGUAUCUCAAUCCCAUGUUAGAACUGCUUCUGAUUCCAGUGCACUUUAUAGUGAAAAUAUUCCUGAAGGCAUAGAAGGUGAUAAUAUGCGGUCGGCCAAUUCAGUUGGCAUUGAAGAUACUUCUGGGGAACUAAAUCCAAGGCCAGAUACAGCCGCCAUGCCAACGCCGCAGAGAGAGCCUGAGAUUUUAUCUCAACUGCCGGAGCCAAGGUCUCAAAGGCAAUCUGUGUGGCAAUGGUCUUCAGAGAGAUUCCCUCCUAGGACAGUAUUAUCUCCUCCUGUUGAAACAAGAGAUGAUCUUUCUGAUACUGAAGCUCAGGUUCGGAAAUUGGUGGACCAAUUGAAGAGUGAGUCUCUUGAUACUCAGCGAGAGGCAAUAGUUGAGCUCCGCCUUCUCGCUAAGCAGAAUAUGGAUAAUCGAAUUGUGAUAACAAAUUGUGGAUGCAUUGGCUUAUUGAUUGAUUUACUUCAAUCAACUGAUCCAAUAAUCCAGGAAAAUUCCGUUACAGCCCUUCUUAACUUGUCAAUCAAUGAUAACAACAAAACCACAAUUGCAAAUGCUGGUGCAAUUGAACCUUUGAUUCAUGUCCUUAAGACGGGGAGCGCAGAAGCCAAGGAGAACGCUGCCGCAACUCUUUUCAGCUUAUCAGUUGUUGACGAAAACAAGAUUAACAUUGGGAGGGCCGGGGCGAUUGAACCGCUGGUUGAUCUCUUAGGGAAAGGAACCCCUAGGGGAAAGAAAGAUGCUUCCACUGCUUUGUUUAAUUUGUCGAUUUCUCAUGAAAACAAGGACCGGAUCGUGCAAGCGGGUGCUGUAAAGCACCUAGUAGAGUUAAUGGACCCUGCAGCCGGAAUGGUUGAUAAGGCGGUGGCUGUUUUAGCAAAUCUUGCAACCUUACUAGAAGGAAGAAGAUCAAUUGCUCAGGAAGGUGGGAUUCCCGGUCUGGUUGAGGUUGUGGAAUUGGGUUCGGCUAGAGGGAAGGAGAACGCAGCGGCGGCUCUUCUACAUCUAUGCUCUGACAGUCACAAAGUUUUGAACACUGUCCUCCAAGAGGGAGCUGUGCCCCCAUUAGUAGCAUUGUCAAAGUCAGGAACACCAAGGGCCAAAGAGAAGGCCCUGGCUCUUCUUAAUCAAUUUAGAAACCAAAGACAUGGUGGUGCUGGAAGGGCUUGAUUUUGGAUUCCCAACCUCUUGAGCCAACCAAAUUUUUUGAAAUAACCCAUACAAAACAUCUUUGAUUAGCACAUGGACAUUUGUUGGCCUCUGCAAACGGACGUUAGCACUUCAAGAUAAAAAAGUGAGCAUAUCUCUUCUGUGGAUUGGGAUGAAAGGAACGUCAACUGGUAUCCAAACACACACAUAUAGUUCACACAUAAUGUAUGUAAAGGUUAUUGUUGUUUAUACUUUCCUGUAAAGAGGAUUAAUUGUGCCCUUAUGUAAAAGACCUCUGUGAUGUGAAGAUAAAUUACCCUUGCAAGUCUAGAUUUUGUGUCAGGAAGAAAAUUCCCCCCCCCCUUCUUUUUAUACUGUGCUUGGGCAAAAUGGUUGUGAACAAAUAGUUUUAUUUGGUUUAUUGUGUGAUGUCUUAGCUGUCCCUUUCAGUGAGAUUGGGUUCUGGAUAUUUUCUUCAUUCUUGAAUGAUUUUAUACCCUGUAAUGUUUGAUAGGAGGCAUUUGAAAGGAAGAAACUAUAGAUAAUGGGAGACUUUUAAUUUCUUUGUA
Molecule: messenger RNA, 3288 nt
Organism: Lotus japonicus
Lineage: Eukaryota; Viridiplantae; Streptophyta; Magnoliopsida; Fabales; Fabaceae
Product: U-box domain-containing protein 4-like
Exons: 4
Coding region: 389-2740 (783 amino acids)
Biological process (GO): protein ubiquitination
Cellular component (GO): cytoplasm; nucleus
Molecular function (GO): ubiquitin-protein transferase activity; protein binding
Source: RefSeq, a predicted model, not a curated record